AUGAUUUCUGUUACAAAUAGAGUUAUUGAUUAUUUCACGACAAUAGGAGUAGGAGACAAGCUUUUAAAGAAUAAUUAGUUUGAAGAAGAAGGCAAGCUAUUCAAGAAAAAAAAAAAUUUAAAGCAAAAUUAAAAAAAACUCAUUAUAAAAUCAAUUUAUCCUUAAAUAUAUAUUUUUUUUAAAAAAAAGAUCUUUAAUUUUAUUUAUAUUUACUAAAAUUUAAUAGAUUUACCACUUACAGGAUUAGAAAUUAUAUUUUAAUAUAUAAGUGAAGUAAAAGAAACAUAAUACGAAAAAUAUUUAGAUUUAGAAGGGACUAAAACUGUAUGGUUAAAAUGUUAUUACGAUAAAUAAAAUCCAGCAAUUACAGAAAUUAAUUUUCUAUAUUUUAAAACCCAAAACAAUUAUUUAGUAAAAAUGCAUAUAUAAUAAUAAUUUUUUAUUUAAAAAAAAAUAUAAUUAUAGAAAAUAAAAUAAAAAUAUAAUUAUAUUCCAGUUGCUAUAAAAAAAAACUUAGAAGAAGAAGUUUAAAAUUAAAAAAUAGCUACAAAUGAAGCAAUUGAUUAUUGGAAAGGAAAUUAUGAUCUAACAUAUAUUCUUGAUUAAGAAAAAAAAGAUAAUUUCAUUUUAGCAAUGGUUUAUAAAGUUUAAAAUAUACAUAACUACGAUAAUUAUAUUACAAAAUUAAAAAUAAUAACGGCAAAAUCAUAAAAGGAUAGUUAAAUUAAAAUAAUUGGAGGUGAUUUACAUAUUGUAAUUCCAAAAAAACACAACAUAAUUAAUUUUUCUUUUGGAAGGCCAUAAAAAAAUAGACUUAUUUGUUUUAAAUAACACGAAAGUAUUCUAGAAAUUAAAUUUAAUCCGCAUGUUAUAGAUAGAUAUCCAAUUAUAGAUCAUUAAUAUUCAGUAAUUAAUAAAAAAUAAUAAAAUUAUUAAAAAAUAAGUUUAAAAAAAUAAUAAUAAUAAAAAAAAAAGUCUUUUCCCGAUUCUGUAGCUUUAUUUUGUUUUCCUGAAGGAAUUUCUUUUAGAAGAGAUGGAAAUGUGCCUCCUUAAACUUUCAGUUUUGUCUUGACUUUAUAAGAUGGUUGUAGAAUAUAUUGUACUUGUUUAAUAUUUUAUGAAACUGCAAAUGAAAAAACAAUAUAAUAAAUUGGACAUUUUCUUGUAGAUGAUAAUAAUCUUCUUUAUUAUUAAAAAGCAAUAUGUUUAGUUUCUCAUUAUAAUUAUUUAGAUUAAUAUGAGUUUAUUUUAAAACAUUUAUAUAGAAUUUCUCUAUCUAAAAACGAUAUUCCAAUAGAAAGAAUUAUAUGUAAUAUAGUUGACGAUAUAAGGAAUAAGUAUAUAUUUAGCAAAAUAUAGUAUAUAAAAUUAAAAAAAAAAGGUUCUUUAAUAUUUGGCACUUCAAAUAAAUACCCUCCGUUUAGUUAAAUUGGUUUAAAAACACUUUUCCGGGUAUUAGAUAUAGAUAAGAUCAUAUUUUUAUUUGAAUGUGUUCUUUUAGAAAAAAAAAUAUUUCUAAUAAGUAAACACAAGAAGCUCAUAAUAUAAGUAGCUGAAGCUUUAACUAGUUUAAUUUUUCCUUUUAGAUAUAAUAAUGUAUAUAUUCCUAUUCUACCUGAAGUUUUAAAAACAUACUUAGAAGCUCCUGUACCUUUUAUUAUAGGUUUUGAAUAGAAAAUAAAUGUUUUCGAAAUUUCAUAAUCAAUGCAAAGUGAAGUAAAUAAAAACUAAAUUAUAAUUUUUUUUUUAAAAAAAAAAAAGUCUAUAUAAGCUUAUUUAGAUAGUAAUGAUUUAAUCAAUAUAGAAUGUCUACCGGCUCUUCCUGAAAAAUAUAAUAAAUAAUUGAAAAAAAGACUAUAAAAAUAUGAAAAAAUGAGUUCCAGAAAUCUACUUUAAAAAAACCUUUUUUACGAAAGAAUAGAUAAUGCAUUUGAAAAUUGUCAAUUUGGAGAAAACGAAGAGGAAGAAGAAAUAGAUCCAUAUGAUAUUAGGGAUUCUUUUUUAGAAUUCAUAUAACAUUUUAUGCAUAAUUAUAAGAAAUUUUUGAUUCCUCCUGAUAAAAAAAAAGCUAAUAAUGAAAUGAGUGAAAUAUAUGAUAUUCGAGAGUUUUUAAAUUACCAUAAAUCAUCUAAAUAAGGAACAUUUCUAUCCAAAUUUGUAGAAACAGGAAUUUUUUCAUAUUUUAUAGAAACUAGAACUUCUAUAUCUGAAUAUGAACCUUAUUAUUAAUUCUUUGAUAUAUGUUGUAAAAAAAAACGUUCAAAAAAGAACCUUUAUUAUUUAUAAAAGAAAACUUAAAUAAAAUAUUACCUAUACCUUUACCAAAUGAUUAAAAUUUAAUUAAAAAUCGUAAAUAAAAAAAUAUUUAUAUUCUUACAUAUAUAUAAUAAAUUUUAGAUAUAUAUAGUUAUAAUAAAUUCCCUUUAUUAAAUCCUCAAUUAUUUGUAAAAUGUACAGAAUAAGACAUUCCAUUUAAAAUAGAUUUCAAAUUAACUGAAAUAGAUUAAAUAGACUCCAAUGUCUUUGACGAAAAUAAAUACGCGAAAUACAUAUACGAGUAGAUACACCAUAUAUGGUUUCAAGUAUUUAUAAUAAAAUUAAAAAGAGACUUCUACAAAGCUUAUUAUAAUUCUUUAAUUGAAUAUUCUUUAUGUUUAAUCGAUUAAUUAAGAAAAAACAACUAUAUUCCUACCGAAAUAAUAUUUAGACAUGUAAUUGAAGCCUGUGGUUAUUACGGAAAAGAUGAAAAAGUACUCCUCUUAGUCUAAUAAAUGA
This is a messenger RNA of Ichthyophthirius multifiliis, 2775 nucleotides long. RefSeq lists its product as hypothetical. Gene Ontology annotation, biological process: regulation of Rab protein signal transduction. Gene Ontology annotation, cellular component: cytoplasmic vesicle. The record is from RefSeq and is a predicted model, not a curated record. The transcript has 5 exons. Lineage: Eukaryota; Ciliophora; Oligohymenophorea; Hymenostomatida.